AUGAUUCUGCUCUACCGAUACGUGAAGAGGAAGCGCGCCGAAGCGGCUGCGAGGGCAAAUGAACAGGGGCAACCAGCCGCCGUCAAUACGGAUCAAGACGGCAAUCCAUAUCAGGAGCAUCCAGCCCAGCUUCCUCAAUCCGAGCCUCUUGAGCUCCGUCCUAUUGGAGCCGUUGAAACCCAGCCGGCACCAGCCGACCAGGUCUCUCAUCGCCAGGAGGUCCAGUCGACUACCAGCGAGUCAUCACCCUUGCACCAGGGACGGGAUGUUACACCGGUAGCCACCUCGAAGGCUACGGAGUCGACCAUCGGCGCAGGCCGAAGCAAAGAAGAGAAGAAGCGAGCGCGUAUCUACCGCCUGAAGAUCAUUGUCGGCAUGAUCCUCCCUUUUGCUCUUCAAGCGCUCGAUGUCACAAUGUCAGUGCCGUCCUCCCGACUUGAAAGUGGUCUUGAAACCCAAACUAAUAAGCCAUGCCCUCGUCAUAGUAUCGCCAGUGCAUUGCCGUGGAUCGCCGCAGACUUUGGCCAGGUCUCGCAGCUCAAUUGGAUUAUUUCGGCCUUCAAUCUCACAUCUGCUGCCUUCAUUCCAUUCUGGGGCCAGCUGACUGACAUAUUUGGACGGCAUUCUUCCUUGCAGGCCGCUAUUAUCAUCAUGAUGAUCGGUAGCGCUAUUUGUACCGGCGCUCCCACCCAUGCGUUCCCGGUCCUUCUGCUCGGUCGCGGCUUUCAGGGGUUGGGCUGUGCCGGUCUCAAUGUGAUUGUACGGGUCAUCCUCGCCGACAAGGUCUCGCUUCAAGAAAACGCAAAGAACUGGUCUAUCUUCUCCUUUACCGCCGGCAUCAGCUACGGUAUUGGUCCUGUAAUCGGAGGAUACCUGACAAACUCCAACUGGCGCUGGUGCUUUGGUAUCAACUUACCGAUCUGUGCAGUAGCCAUCGUCUUGAUCAUCUUCGUCCUGCGAAAGGAACUCCUCGGCGCGCAGCCUCUACCCGGCCUCGACGAGGAGGAAGCGCAUAGCCCCGGAGCCCGGCCCCGACUGGCCCGCUUCUCGCAGCGUAUACUCACCAUCGAUAUCGGAGGACAAGUCCUCUUCCUCUUCGGCUUCGGCUUGAUCAUCCUUGCCCUGAUCUGGGGAGGCGCCACCUACGACUGGAACACGGCUGCCGUCCUUGUCCCCCUCUGCGUCGGUGCGGCCCUGACUGUGGCCUUCAUCGUCUGGGAGAGGCUGAUGCGACCCGGUAGCAUCCUGGAACGUAGAUGGCCAGCAAAACGACCCAUGGUCCCGUGGAAGCUAUUGGUGACGCGAGACAUUGGUUUUCUAUUCUACAUCAACUUUGCUACCGGGGCGGCGAUGUAUUCGGUUCUCUACUUCUGUAACCUCUAUUUCACAAUGGUCAAGGAGUACACCCCCGACAAAGCCGGAGUUCAGCUGCUGUAUUACACGCCAGGCCUAGGAGUCGGAGUGUAUAUGGCCAUGUUCAUGUGCAAUGUCUAUCCACGCAAGACAUUUGUACCCCUGGCUCUUGGCUCCAUCGUCGAGGCAGUAGGCGUCGGUAUUCUAGCCUACGCCUUGUGGACAGAGCACACACCGACCGUCUUUGGCAUGAUGGCCCUCACCGGUGCCGGAACAGGACUUAGGUUCAUGCCUGGCUCUCUGCACGCCAUUGGGCUAUUCCCAGAUCACAUCGCCACGGUCGUGUCGCUGAUGGCAGUCGCUCUCCCCUUUGGUGGCACACUUGCUUUGACCAUCAUGUCGACGGUGUUCAACAACACAUCGGGUAUCGGACAAAACUCGCCCUUGCGCGACUUUGAUACCCUUUCGGCAAUGCCAGAGAACGUGAAGCAUCCGAUUCAGGAGAAAGCCAAGAUGGGCAUCGUCUGGGCGUUUGUUGCGAUUACGCCGCUUUGUGUUCUUUGUAUCAUGGCCGCUAUGUGCUUGGGCAACGUCAACAUUGCCAAGGAGAAGAAGCAAGAGGGAGAAGCGCUCGGACCUAGCCGCGGCCACGAUCACAUUGUGUCCGAGCCGUACCUGCUCUAUCUUGCCCGAGGAGGCAAACGCCGUGAGGCCAUCGUCGCCAGAGAUGACGCGGAGAAGAACCCAGUGGUUGGCCAGGAAAUGUCCCAGGAUGUAAGGUCAUAA
Messenger RNA from Thyridium curvatum, 2139 nucleotides. RefSeq lists its product as uncharacterized. The coding region runs from base 1 to 2139 and encodes 712 amino acids. Gene Ontology annotation, cellular component: fungal-type vacuole membrane. The transcript has 9 exons. Gene Ontology annotation, molecular function: basic amino acid transmembrane transporter activity. Gene Ontology annotation, biological process: basic amino acid transport; transmembrane transport. NCBI's taxonomy places the organism in Eukaryota, Fungi, Ascomycota, Sordariomycetes, Thyridiales, Thyridiaceae. The record is from RefSeq and is a predicted model, not a curated record.